AUGAAUUUCUUGUUUAUCAUUUUAGGUAUAUGUUAUCAAUCAUCAAAUACAACAUUUACUUGUAGUUGUAAUGAAGGAUGGCAAGGUGUACAUUGUGAAAUAAAAAUUAAUUAUUGUAAAAAUAUAACAUGUUAUAAUCAAGGUGUUUGUCAAUCAUUAUCAUCGAGUUAUACAUGUCUUUGUAUUGGUGAAUACUUUUCUGGUCGAUAUUGUGAAAUGAAAUCAGGAAAGAUCAUUACUCUUGAAAGAGUUUCGAAAUCUUUUGGAUAUAUAGCAAUUAUUUUUUUGAUAAGUACUGCAUUAUUUAUUAUUACAAUGGAUAUAUUAAAAUAUUAUUUUGGUAUUGAUCCAAUAUGUAAAAGACUUCAAUCAAGAAAACAUAUCAAAAAAACGAAAGUUAUUCCUGUCGUACAAAAAUUUUAUUAUAAAUCAUCAUUAAAAAAACGACUUGAAAACUCGAUUAUCUUAAUAGACGAGACAAAUAUUUAA
Molecule: messenger RNA, 489 nt
Organism: Adineta steineri
Lineage: Eukaryota; Metazoa; Rotifera; Eurotatoria; Adinetida; Adinetidae
Source: the annotation of a GenBank genome assembly